This is a messenger RNA of Hemicordylus capensis (graceful crag lizard), 1688 nucleotides long. It is a transcript of the gene TCAP, whose product is annotated as titin-cap. Gene Ontology annotation, molecular function: protein-macromolecule adaptor activity; titin binding; structural constituent of muscle. Gene Ontology annotation, cellular component: Z disc. Gene Ontology annotation, biological process: cardiac muscle contraction; cardiac myofibril assembly; skeletal muscle myosin thick filament assembly. Lineage: Eukaryota; Metazoa; Chordata; Lepidosauria; Squamata; Cordylidae. Bases 72 to 605 code for a protein of 177 amino acids. The transcript is spliced from 2 exons. The record is from RefSeq and is a predicted model, not a curated record.
GGGACAAUAGCCCAAACAGAAUCAAGACUACAAGAACCCAUCCUAGUUCAAGCAGAAGCCCAAAAGCAACAAUGCACGGCAAGAGUGUGGUCCUUCGGAGUUCCGGGAUGCUGGCUGCAGCCGAACUGAGCUGCCAGGUGGCUGAGAAGGAUGUGGCACGGAAAGAAUCCUUCAGUGCUGAAUGGAAAGACCUGUCACUCACCACGAGGCCUGAAGAAGGCUGGACUCGCUUUGAGGCAGACAAGAGACGCAAGGAAACCUACCACCAACAACAGGAGGCCCGGGUCAUAGUGCAGCGUUCCCCAUGGGGCAUCCUCCGGCUGGGUCUGCUGGGUGAACCUCUAGUCUCCUACCACCUGCCAUACCAGCGGGCCUUGCCUUUGCCCAUCUUCACACCCAGCAAGGUCGCACAGGAGCUCACACCAACCCUCUCAGAGUCGGUGGAGUCAUUGCCAGCAGUGGGCAUAUGUCCCGACAAGAUUCCCCUGGGCGAGAUCACCAAGGAAUUGCCCCUGGUCGUUCCACCCAGCCGCCCUGACUUCAAAAAAGCAGGCCUGCCCCGUUCAUUGUCCCGUUCCAUGUCUCAGGAGUUCCAGAGAGGUUGAGCUGUGGGACCCUCACCUCAACCAUUCCCCUUUUGGAACUGGCUUGGAUGCCUCGGGCCCCGCACCCCCGUCUGUUGCUGCAUGAGGACAGUCCGAAGGGGCCCAAACGUGUAGAAAAGACUUGGUAGGAUUGAACCCAUCUCGAUUAUUCAAACUGAGAACUCUUGGAAGGCAAAGACCGUGGCUGUAUCUCCGUGUAUAUGUAAUUAGUUGUACAGCAUUGUGCUCUUCCAUCGCCAGUGCUUACAUCAUGGCAUUAUGUGUUUGUUUGUCUUUAAAGCCUGUAUCCAUGGAGGAAGCCUAGCAAGGGUGUGAAAAGGGUGUGUGCGCAACUGCUAGGUGCUUAAGAGAACUCCCUAAAACUAUAUGGUAUGAAAUGAAUUUGCAGACAAAUGGUUAAAGUGAAGGUUGAUAGGAACCAUGAUUCCUAGAUUUAGCAGGAGAGACCUAGGACUCCUGGGCUCUAGCACUGGGAGUGGGGUUUAAUGGUUUGCAGCAAGUGCCAGAGUGUGAAAGAAGGUGGAGAUGUUCUUGCUUUGGUAACAGCAAGGAACUGAUAGAAGCGGUCUAUGCAUGUGCUUGAAAAACCUGCAUUUUGUAGCAAAGGAGGAAUGAGAGGAUGAUGGGACCAGGCCUAGUCUAAGCUGACCUUCUGGGUCCUGUUCCCCUAUCUUUCAACAGACCUGCUACGGGACUUCUUGCAGUGCUUAAGUGUCCCAAUUAAUGAACACAUGCCAUAAAAGAUGAAUGAUUACACCCUGGGGAGCUGAUGAUCCAGGGUUGAGUGAAAAGGUUUAGAUAAAAGGAAGAGGUUUUAGUCUGGGUAGAGCAGUUUUAAGAAGCAAUUUGAUCUCACACCCUGUUGAACUGUCCUCUAGGAUGCCACAAUGGUAUCCUAGUACCAUCGUGGCAAAGACAAGUCGUUGAAAAGUUUGGAGGGCUCCCCUGUGAAUGUCCGGUCCCCAUUCCCCCUGCCCUGAUAUAUUUCUUGUCCUCUGGUUUUCCUUUAAAGGCAAAAAGUAAAAUACUGUAUUUUUCUGUAUUGUAUUCUUAUCUAUUAAUAAAAUGAGGGGAAAGACCAGA